UUGUAUUUCAGUCAAGGGAGAUUAGAGUUGCUUGGAGAGUGGAGAGCUAAAAGUGGUGUUUUCUUGAUUGGCUAGACAAAUUUGUCAUUCGCCUCUAAGUUCUUUGCUUUGGUUCCACGUACUAAAAGGUAGUUUCGCUAUUUUAACAUAACAUUCAAUAUGCAACUCUUUUUAAAUUUUGAGCAACUGAAAUAUGAAGAAGAAGUUAUUGGCUUUGUUCUUAUUAUAAAACACUUUCCGGACUAAUUUCAGCUAUUAUCUUUGUUUUAACAAAGCAAUGUCCUCAGUUAUGCAUGUGAACUAUUUUGAUUUAUUUGAUAAUCACAAGUUAUGUUCCAUUUUUCUUUCAAGUGAAAAGGAGAGAGCACUUCUGCUAUUAUUGUAAUGACUGGAGAAGCAGAGAAAAACGUUUCUCCCUAUAUGGUCAUAUCUAUGACUUGGGCCUAACUAUCUUUAACAACCUUAUCUCCUAGACUAACAUAAGGCUCUCAAGGGUUCUGAUAACGUGGUACUGCUAUAUGUGUAUCACUAACAGCCCUCCCCAAGUUUAGAGAGCACUCAGCUAUGGAUGAGGCCCUUUAGUCAAUCCUGGACAUACAGAUUUGAAACUUUUGUUUUUGUCAUACAGGUCCAACCUGGACACACGAUCCUCGUACAUGCAGCAGCUGGUGGAGUCGGAUCCCUUUUAUACCAGUGGGCUAAUGCCCUUGGUGCCACUGUCAUCGGAACUGUGCCAACUCAAGAGAAGGCAUCUCAAGCCAAGGAAGAUGGCUGUCACCAUGUCAUAAUCUAUAAGGUUGAGGACUUUGUUGCUCGUGUGAUUGAAAUAACAUCUGGCAAUGGGGUUGAAGUUGUCUAUGAUUCUGUAGGGAAGGAUACGUUUGAGGGAUCACUGAGAUGCUUGAAGUUUCGUGGAUACAUGGUGAGUUUUGGGCAGUCAUCAGGUGCACCAGAUCCGGUUCCUCUAUCAGCUCUUUCAGUGAAGUCACUGUUCUUGACCAGGCCUACCCUCUUCCAUUACACAGCUACUCGAGAUGAAUUAUUAGAGAAUGCAGGAGAGGUAUUUGCUAAUGUUGAUAAAGGUACAUUGCGGGUUCGAGUAAAUCACACCUACCCAUUGUUGGUUGCUUGGAUUAUGUCAAGGUUGUCCAGAAUGCUUGAAAUUUUGGUUGCUGUUGUUUUACAUGUCUUUUGUUGAACAAUGACAUGUAUAUGUAUUUGGUAGGUUGUUCAGUUGAAACUUUGUUCUAUGGAUUUGGUAGGACAUGAGUU
Messenger RNA from Rosa rugosa (rugosa rose), 1272 nucleotides. RefSeq lists its product as uncharacterized. Gene Ontology annotation, cellular component: cytosol; cytoplasm. Gene Ontology annotation, biological process: cellular response to oxidative stress. The transcript is spliced from 2 exons. Gene Ontology annotation, molecular function: quinone reductase (NADPH) activity. Bases 569 to 1198 code for a protein of 209 amino acids. The record is from RefSeq and is a predicted model, not a curated record. Lineage: Eukaryota; Viridiplantae; Streptophyta; Magnoliopsida; Rosales; Rosaceae.